AUGAUAAUGAAUGUGCAGCUUCCCCGGCGCGGCACUCGGGGCCAGGAAGUCGUUGCUUCCGUAACUAUUGUGUAUUAUAUGCUGGCCCCGGCAGCGCUGGCUAUGGGUGCAACCAGACCUCGCCUCGUCUUGGCAGAAGCAAGACUGGCAGCAAAGCGAGCGGCACGGGCAGAGGCACGGGAGAUCCGAAUGAAAGAACUGGAGAGGCAACAGAAAGAGAUCUAUCAAGUUCAGAAGAAAUAUUAUGGUCUGGAUACUAAAUGGGGAGACAUCGAGCAAUGGAUGGAAGACAGUGAGCGUUACUCCCGUAGAGCCCGAAGAAAUGCCUCGGCUUCGGAUGAAGAUGAGCGCAUGUCAGUGGGUAGCCGUGGAAGCCUGAGGUCUCAUUUGGAAUAUGCAAGCACCUACCCAGUGGCUGGAUUAGAGAAUGAGAGGACCAAAAAGAAGAACUACUCCAAAGCAACCAAUGGUUAUGAGGAAGACGUGUAUGGAUCAUCCCAGAGUAGAAAGUCUAGCAGGGCUUCCUACUACUCUGAUCUGGGUCUUCACAACAGCGGCUAUGCCUCCACAUCUCAACCUUCUCCCCAAAAUGGAAACUGGGCAUCUGUGUAUGACGAGAGUGUUUACAGUGGGAGUCGUCGGUAUAGUGCCUCUAGUUCUCGUGCUCCUUCCGAGUACAGCUGCUACCUUGGUUCAGGAUCUCGGGCAUCCUCAAGAGCCAGCUCUGCUCGGGCCAGUCCAGUGAUUGAGGAAAGGCCAGAAAAAGACUUUGAGAAGGGAGCACGUACUGUUUCAAGUUUAUCAGCAGCUACUUUAGCUUCUCUGGGUGGGACUUCUUCACGAAGAGGCAGUGGGGAUACAUCCAUCUCAGCUGAUACAGAGGCAUCUAUUAGAGAAAUAAAGGAUAUCUAUGAGUUAAAGGACCAGAUUCAGGAUGUAGAAGGCAAAUACAUGCAGGGACUGAAAGAAAUGAAGGACUCUCUAGCCGAAGUUGAAGAGAAAUAUAAAAAGGCUAUGGUGUCAAAUGCUCAACUAGAUAAUGAAAAAACAAAUUUCAUGUACCAAGUGGAUACCCUGAAGGAUGCGCUCUUAGAGUUAGAAGAACAGCUGGCAGAAUCCAGGCGGCAAUAUGAAGAAAAAAGUAAAGAAUUUGAGAGGGAGAAGCAUGCUCAUAGCAUACUGCAGUUUCAGUUCAUGGAAAUCAAAGAGGCUCUGAAGCAAAGAGAAGAAAUGCUUGCAGAAAUCCAACAGCUGCAACAGAAACAGCAGAGCUAUGUCAGGGAAAUUUCUGAUCUUCAGGAGACAAUAGAGUGGAAAGACAAAAAAAUAGGGGCGUUAGAGAGGCAGAAAGAUUUCUUUGAUUCCAUAAGGAGUGAGCGGGAUGACCUUAGAGAUGAAGUGGUUGUGCUGAAGGAGCAACUGAAGAAACAUGGAAUAAUCCCAGACUCUGACAUAGCCACCAACGGGGAGACAUCAGACAUUCUUGAUAACGAAGGACACCUGGAUUCUUCCAAAACUGUUCCAGGCACAACUCAGGCAUUAAAGACAGGAGGGGAUGGGGCGCUAGACAGGCUGAAAAAACUCAUUGAUGAACGAGAAUCCUUACUAGACCAGGUUAAAAAAUUAAAGGGACAACUGGAAGAAAAGCAAAAGAAUGGCAAGAUGGAAAAUGCACAAUCAGAAGAUGAAGUUCUAGAAAAUGGGACAGAUAUGCACAUAAUUGACCUCCAAAGAGAUGCCAACAGACAGAUCAGUGAUCUCAAAUUUAAGCUAGCAAAGUCUGAGCAAGAGAUAACAGCAUUGGAGCAGAAUGUAAUACGAUUGGAAGGUCAGGUAGCCCGAUACAAAACUGCUGCUGAAAAUGCUGAAAGAGUAGAAGAUGAAUUGAAAGCAGAGAAACGCAAACUACAGAGAGAGCUUCGUUCAGCAUUGGAUAAAACUGAAGAGCUUGAAGUCAGCAAUGGUCAUCUAGUAAAACGCUUGGAGAAGAUGAAAGCCAACCGGAGUGCAUUACUGUCUCAGCAAUAACCACCACCUUUCGAUGGAAACUACUGCUACUUGACAGAAUCAGAACAACGUUGCAGAUGCUUCUGUCUCUUGCUGUCUGGGAUGCUUUGUGUCAUGCCGUCUGAGAACAGACAACCCCAACAUUCGCUACGUGCCACCCAGUUGUGGUUCUCCCUAAGCAGAUUCAAACCUACUGCACUAUAUACAUAGGAGUAGCUGAUCCAAAUGGCUGUGCCUGUGGGGGCCCUUCUUCGGGUACAUUUAAAGUACAAGAUCCGUCUACCGUAUAAGAAGCACAUAGGGCAUUGCGUUAAGUUCUGCAUCCAGAAGGCACAGCAGCCAUUUAUUGCCAUUUAAAAUGGCAUUCAAAGAAAACACUUUAAACUGGACUGGAAUUUUGUGUCUUGCUGAAAAUUUUAAAAGAAACACUGUAAGUUUUGGACUUUCUCAUGACAGUAUCUGUAAUUUAGUGACUACAGUAGAGUUAAUCAUAGUAGGUUUUUCAUUUACAAAUCACUGUGGAACCACAAGCCAUUACAAAGCAAAACUCCUUCAGUGGAAACCAUGGAAGAA
Molecule: messenger RNA, 2580 nt
Organism: Pelecanus crispus (Dalmatian pelican)
Lineage: Eukaryota; Metazoa; Chordata; Aves; Pelecaniformes; Pelecanidae
Source: RefSeq, a predicted model, not a curated record